Messenger RNA from Microdochium trichocladiopsis, 1388 nucleotides. RefSeq lists its product as uncharacterized. The transcript has 3 exons. NCBI's taxonomy places the organism in Eukaryota, Fungi, Ascomycota, Sordariomycetes, Xylariales, Microdochiaceae. The record is from RefSeq and is a predicted model, not a curated record. The coding region runs from base 157 to 1179 and encodes 340 amino acids.
UGGCUGCGAAUGACGGGGCCGUCCGGACUCAACUAGAACCCCCCUUCGACUGUCCCCAGCCUUCCGCCCGACCAAGCUUGCUUGUGCCGCCAAAGUGGUGCACUCUGUCAGCCUGUGCCGCCUCGCCAAGAGCUUACACAGGAAGCCCGUCUGGAGAUGCCACCGUCGAAACCAAAACCGUCAGAGGUUGCAGCCGAAACGAAAAGGCGAUACAUACCAUACCUCCGAGAGUAUUACACCCACUGGCCAACGCAUUCUUACUUGGUCUCGCAGCCGCUGGCAGAUCUCCCUUGGACGACCAGCCCCGGCCAGAUUGAAUUGACCCCUCCCGAAUUCCACAUAUGCCAAGGUGACCCAGUGGACUUCAUCUUCAAUUGGCUGGACCAUGUCCAUGUUCCUCUGGGAAUCCCCUUCAUCUGCACCGCCAACGACAAGAGACCUGGAGGUGACUGGGAGACGGGUGUGGUUGGCUAUGAAGAACGGCUAUGCCGGCGAAGUAACUUGUCGGCGACACUAGCAACCCCAGUCGCUGGCACACGGCCGUCCAACUACCCGAUACCUUCGUGUGGUGCAAUAUAUUCCAAAAAUGUGAUCGUCUUCCGCGGCCCACACGAAAACUACAAGGAGAAGGACGAGGCGGAGUGGCGCGCGCUUCCCGUCAUCUCUGUCCCUGCUGUGCGCUGGCCAAAGCUCAGCCACAUGGGCACCACGUAUGCGUUCGAGGUUGAAAAGGAAUUGAUGCGGGACAAGAUCCGCGGUGCGUUGCGACUGUGCAACUGGGAAAACCACGACUACGCCGUAAUUGCGGACUUUGGGCUGGGCAACAGCCACCGCAACCCGCCGUUGGAGCUUGCCGAGUUGUGGCGAGACAUUUUCCUGUACGACCCAGACAUCAGAGGCCACUUCAAGCACGUGGCCUUUGUGUUUGAAGACGUGUCCCAGAGCACUUCCCAGCUCAUCAUUGACGACUUGUCGAAGAAAAGCAAGACGGGCGGGUCAAGUUCGAGGAGCAAGUCCAAGGCGACUCAUGAAAGCACCAGCACUGGUGGAGCUUCGAACAGUGGCACCGUAUGUCCAACGGACUUUGAGAUCUUCCAACAAGUUUUCGACCCGGGGCAGGUUAGGGCUGUACUGACUCGCCCAGACCCCCGGUACGGCAUCUCGAUGCUUACUUCAUGACUGGCACUUAAUCCCAGCACGCCUGCACAUCGGCGAGGCCUGUCGGCAAGGAGCUCCGAAGCUGUGGCUCCGCCUGCGCCAGGCUGCGCAUAAUACCUUUGUUGAAACCGAUCUGCCCAGAACAGCUUAGUCGAGGGCAUGGGACAGCUACUGUCGAGCCAUGGGGCCGAUACGCUGAGGUUGGGAAACGGCCUGAACUUGAUUCACUU